CGAGCGCGGAGCGGCGCGAGGAGAUGCUAGAGGGCGCCGCGCCGCCCGCACCAUGCGCCCACCGCCCGCGCUGGCCCUGGCCGGGCUCUGCCUGCUGGCGCUGCCCGCCGCUGCCGCCGCCUACUUCGGCCUCACCGGGCGGGAAGUCCUGACGCCCUUCCCAGGCCUGGGCACUGAUGCUGCCCCGGCGCAGGGCGACGCCCACCUCAAGCAGUGUGACCUGCUGAAGCUGUCCCGGCGGCAGAAGCAGCUCUGCCGGAGGGAGCCUGGCCUGGCUGAGACCCUGAGGGACGCUGCCCACCUCGGUCUGCUCGAGUGCCAGUUCCAGUUCCGGCACGAGCGCUGGGACUGCAGCCUGGAGGGGAGGAUGGGCCUGCUCAAGAGAGGUUUCAAAGAGACGGCCUUCCUGUACGCGGUGUCCUCGGCCGCGCUCACCCACGCGCUGGCCCGGGCCUGCAGCGCCGGGCGCAUGGAGCGCUGCACAUGCGAUGACUCUCCGGGCCUGGAGAGCCGGCAGGCCUGGCAGUGGGGCGUGUGCGGCGACAACCUCAAGUAUAGCACCAAGUUCCUGAACAACUUCCUGGGGCCCAAGAGAGGAAGCAAGGACCUGCGGGCACGGGCAGACGCCCACAACACCCACGUGGGCAUGAAGGCUGUGAAGAGUGGCCUCAGGACCACGUGUAAGUGCCACGGCGUGUCGGGCUCCUGCGCCGUGCGCACCUGCUGGAAGCAGCUCUCCCCAUUCCGUGAGACGGGCCAGGUGCUGAAGCUGCGCUACGACUCGGCCGUCAAGGUGUCCAGCGCCACCAAUGAGGCCCUGGGCCGCCUAGAGCUGUGGGUACCCGCCAGGCCAGGAAGCCCAGCCAAGGGCCUGGUCCCCCGGCCUGGGGACCUGGUCUACAUGGAGGACUCGCCCAGCUUCUGCCGGCCCAGCAAGUACUCGCCGGGCACGGCGGGCAGGGUGUGCUCCCGGGAGGCCAGCUGCAGCAGCCUGUGCUGUGGGCGGGGCUACGACACCCAGAGCCGCCUGGUGGCCUUCUCCUGCCACUGCCAGGUGCAGUGGUGCUGCUAUGUGGAGUGCCAGCAGUGCGUGCAGGAGGAGCUCGUGUACACCUGCAAGCCCUAGGCCUGCUGCCCCAGAGCCAGCCGGGCACUGCCAGGACUCCCACGGUGCCCGUACAGCUGUUCAGCCUGCCCUCUGAGCAGUAGCACAGUGUGUAGCACAAACCAACGUGUGCGCCAGUGCACACGAGUGUGCGGCUCACCCCUCCUCUACCACCGCUCAGCCCGCCUUUGGCUUCCCUCGACAGCAAAGAGAAGCAAAGCCGGGCCCUGAACCCAAGGGUCGCCAGCCUUAUUGAGGACUUGGAGCAGGAAGACAGGGUGCGAGAGGAUGCGGAGGGAAAGGAACUCGAGAGGACAGCAGGACUGAGGUUUUGGAGGGGAGAGAGGGGCUAUCCGGCCAUCUUGGUUCCUGGGGUGAAUGGCCGAGAGCCAGCAAGCUCUCAGGACCCAGGCUUCUGGGCGGGGAACGCACCGGAGGCGAUGCUGGCUGGGAGCAAAGGCGGGAGCCUGCUUGGAAUGGGUCGGUCCAGCCCUCCGGCCCUGCCCAGAUGGCAGUGAGCACCAGGCGCCACUGCUCUGGCUUUGCCGUGCUAGGUGGCAGGAGCUGUUUGGAGGAAGGGAAGCUUUCUGGGCUUGAGUGGACCCAAGUCAGAGACGUGUCCUGGACCUCCCUGAUCUGGGUUUUCAGAUGUGCCUGCACGGAGGCCUCCUUCUCAUCUCGAGAGCUGAGUUGUCCACAACCCUCCACCCUGCCCGGGGUGACUGCCAGUGGACAAGGCAGGCCGCGGUGGGACUCAGUGCACCCGAGGUCACAUGGGGAGACAGCGACCCUCCUUGUUUUCCCUGGUGGCCAAAGGAACCUUUAAUUCCAACCCAGAGGAGAAGAGGGACAGCCCUCUGGUCCCUGGCAGGGACACAGUGAGCUCAGUUUCUCAGCCAUCUACUGAGUCAGCUUUGGUCAGCUCCCUGUGGCUGGGGUCUUCCUGGGCGGCAAGACCCCGCCACCAGCUGACUUUGUGACACAGACGACCAGCUGGCUCUCGGGUUCUGGUUCUGAUUACCUUUCUGCUCUUACGGUUGUGCAUCUAAUUGGGGCUUUCGCCCUGGCUGGAGCUGUAGGCGCUGAGUCCUUGCCAUGCCUGGCUCUUUGUAGCCCUUUCAUUCGCUAAUGGCCCCUCACUUUGGCCCCUACCUGAGAAGUAGAGGUAACUUUGCGAACUUCCUCGGAUCCUGUGGACAUUUCCAGAGCCACCUGCCAAGGCCCUGUGUGGGAGGAAGAGAGAGACGCAGGUACUCACGCACGGACAGACCCACCCCUUGGACCGGCCGAGGGCUCCCAGGGAGAGCACAGCCCUCUCUAGCUCACGACAGGGCCCUCGCAGGGGCCACUCUGCUGGAGGUUUGUGCCUCCCCAGAGUGGGGCCCCGUGCCAGCCAGGAGGACGUGACCUCCUUCGGGACGCCCUUGGCCGCUUUGCCAGCCCUGCCGCACCCCUCCGUCAGCUUCCUUUCUCCCUGAACCCAGAGGCGCUGACCUCCACUGCGGCAGGAAGCUUCGGAAUCAGCCAGAUGCUCAGAAACGUCAUCUGUGCCAGCUCCGGGAGGAAGGCCCAUGGCGGUGCCCGGCCGACUCCCUGAGACCCCCGAGGGCGAGGAGGCGCUGCCCUCGGCGGACCGGGGCAGCCUGCUGGAUGCUGGCGGCAUCUGUGACUGCACAGGCUCAAAGGAGAAGCCAGAUGGACCCGAGUCCCCUCACUAGGCUGACUUUGCUGACCCAAGCAGCUGGCCGCAUCUUGGCAGGAGGAGAGGGCGGAGGGCUGGUUUUCUGGGUCCUUCCACUCCCCCACCGCAGGGAGACUUUUCCUCUGCCGGCCUGAUGCAUCCCACUCCUCUGGCUCCACCCCGGCCCAGCCCCGGCCCAGCCCUGGCGUGAGGCAGCACAGACCCCGCUGGCAGGAAGAGAGGCCUGGGAACAUCACAGCCACUGUGCCAUGGUGGCAGGAGGGCAAAGGCCAGACUCUGAGGGACCUAGGCCGUGGCUGGCAUUGAGGACCCCUCCACUCAUGGGGUCCUCUCCGUCCGGCCCUCUCCCUGUCUUCUCCCCCCUUGUCCGCACCCCUUUCUUUUCCUGGUAUCCCUAAAGACCCACCUCAGCCCUGCUCAGGCCCCUGGGGACCAGAGUGACCACUGACCCCUCAUCUACAGCUUUAAGGGAAAUGCUCACAGGGUAUUUUUGUCUACCUCACGCAUAUAGUUUUUAGGAUGAAAGAGAAUAAUUUAUAUAGCUAAGAUAUAUGAGAAAGUAUUUAUGUUAUUUAUAUAGUUGCUAUAUUUCACGGGCAGCACGCACGGCGUUUGUGCGUCCCCAGAAGCUCUCUGAGGAGACGCAGCCGGGCCUGACGGGGCCGCUGAGCUGGAGGCCUGGCGGCUGGGGAGGAGGUCGGGUGGGCUCCCGUGUCCAGAGCCCACGUCCCCUCUGCCGUGACCCCGGUGGGCUCGAUCCAAACCGUCCUUGUGAAGUCUGUGGGUUCCCUGCUCUUCUGAGCAACAGGCCCCCUUCUGCUCUGGCAAAAGUAUCUUGUUCAUAAUAAUAAUGACAGUAAGGAUGACCACACCUGGCAUUUGUAAAGCACUUUUGAUGUUCAGAAACUCUUUUAGCCCUUCGACUUCACUCCAUGUCUCCAUUAUCCCUGUGAGGUGGGUGGGGCUGCAUUCCUGUGCCCAUUUUACAGAUGAGGCCCAGAGUCAGAGGCCUGUGCUCACAGUUGCCCUGAAGAGAUUUGUUCACUGAGUAUUUGCUGAACGUCCACGUGGACCAGGCGCUGUGGGAGCCCCGAAGCCUGGAGACCUUCCCUGGCUGGCUCUGCGUGGCCCUGGCCUUCUGCAUCUGGAUGGCAGAUUGGCAUUUCCCGCAGUGGAGUCCUACGUCUCAGGCACCGGGAUUGCCUGAGAGGGCUGGAGGGACGAGGACCCCCACGGAGGCCACUCCAAGGGUCCUUCUGUCCAGGUUGCCCGAGAAGGCUGUACGACCAGCCUCUCCCAGCCCACAGAUGAGUUUUGUUUGCUCUCACUUGUGUUUUUCUUUUAAAAAUGAAUAGUUUUCCACUGAUUUCUGGCUUCUUUUGUAAGCUCAGCCGUGCUGGCAACCUGGGCCUGCCUUCCUAGCUGGCCACAGUCAGCCAGCGCUCGGGAGCCCUAUGGGACAGGAUGUGCGGGGGUCCCAGCUGCCGAGUGCCCCUGCUCCGCCCUUGCACACAGAUGCCUGGCCCUCACGGGCACGCAGUGUCCGUCCCCUGGUCUAGAGAAGCCCAGCUCCCCUGGUGUCCUCCAUUGCCAGACCGACAGACAGACCCUAGCCAUCCCUGGAGGUUAUUUCUGCUUUCUAAGGUUUCCUUUCUCAACAACCAUAAACUUCAAAUGCUUUUUAUCUCAGCACACUUCAGAGUGACAGUGGGAGCUACCGUUGUUGAGCCCCCAUUGUCCCAAUGCCAACCCAUGAUCUGAGGGAGCUGCCACUCAGCACCCAGCAUCACCCUGGGGACUGGGUACAGUUGUGAACCAGACCAGGCCCCUGCCUGGGCUCGAGGGCUGACGUCCUAGUGGGGGUGAAACCAAUAAACUACACGGCAGUUAUUUGUACUUAUUUUGUCUCGACUUAUUACAAUAACCUUGCACAUGGGACAUGACCCCCUCACCCCC
Microcebus murinus (gray mouse lemur) is the source of this 4763-nucleotide messenger RNA. It is a transcript of the gene WNT9B, whose product is annotated as Wnt family member 9B. Gene Ontology annotation, cellular component: extracellular region. Gene Ontology annotation, biological process: neuron differentiation; multicellular organism development; canonical Wnt signaling pathway. Gene Ontology annotation, molecular function: frizzled binding; cytokine activity. The record is from RefSeq and is a predicted model, not a curated record. Lineage: Eukaryota; Metazoa; Chordata; Mammalia; Primates; Cheirogaleidae.